GGUUAUUUGAGGCCAGGGCUCUGGUUCUUCCUCCUCUCAAUUCAGCUCACUGUGGGCCUUGAACCUAGGAUUCCCGGCUGGCUAUCAUGGAUCCUCUGCUGGAAGCAAAUGGUACCUUUGCCUUAAAACUUUUGAAAAUCCUGGGUGAAGACAGCUCAAAAAACGUAUUUUUCUCACCCAUGAGCAUCUCCUCAGCCCUGGCCAUGGUCUUCAUGGGGGCAAAGGGCAACACUGCAAGCCAGAUGAUUCAGGCACUCUCUUUGGAUAAAUGCAGCAGCAAUGGAGGUGGCAAUGUCCACCAGGGCUUCCAGUCACUUCUCACCGAAGUGAACAAGACUGGCACACAGUACCUGCUCAGAACAGCCAACAGGCUCUUUGGUGAAAAGACUCUUGAUAUUCUAGCAUCUUUUAAAGAUUCCUGCCACAAGUUCUACGAAGCAGAGAUGGAGCAAUUGGACUUUAAGGGUGAAACAGAGCAGUCCCGACAGCACAUCAACACCUGGGUCACCAAGAAGACAGAAGAUAAAAUUACAGAGUUGCUGAUUCCAGGUGCAGUGAAUUCAGACACUCUGCUGGUCCUGGUGAAUGCCAUCUACUUCAAAGGAAACUGGGAGAAACAGUUUAACAAAGAAGACACCCAGGAGAUGCCUUUCAAAGUCACCAUGAAUGAGGAGAAACCUGUGCAAAUGAUGUUUAAGAAGUCUACUGUUAAGAUGACCUACGUGGAAGAGAUAUCCACCACAAUUCUGUUGCUUCCCUAUGUCGGCAAUGAGCUGAACAUGGUCAUCAUGCUUCCAGAUAAACACAUUGACUUGAGAAUGGUGGAAAAGGAGAUAACUUAUGAAAAAUUCACAGAGUGGACGAGGCUGGAUAAGAUGGAUGAAGAGGAGGUGGAGGUUUUCCUCCCACGGUUUAAACUGGAAGAGAAUUAUGACAUGAAGAAUGUCCUAUGCAAGCUGGGCAUGACUGAUGCCUUUGAGGACAGGGCAGACUUUUCGGGAAUGUCUUCCAGGCAAGGCUUGUGUCUGUCUAAGGUUGUGCACAAGUCCUUUGUGGAGGUCAACGAGGAGGGCACAGAGGCUGCGGCUGCCACCACCAAUGUAGUUUUUAAGUGUAUGUCCCCCUACUUCUGUGCCGACCACCCCUUCCUUUUCUUCAUCCAGCACUGCAAGACCAAGGGGAUUGUGUUCUGUGGCCGGUUCUCCUCCCCUUGAGAAAGGGUGCUCCUGUGUCAGCCCACGGCCUUGGCCCAGACCCUCUCCCGCGAUCCAUGAUUUGUCUGUGGAUUAAUAAAUGUUGAGACAA
Molecule: messenger RNA, 1305 nt
Organism: Mesocricetus auratus (golden hamster)
Lineage: Eukaryota; Metazoa; Chordata; Mammalia; Rodentia; Cricetidae
Product: serpin B6-like
Exons: 7
Coding region: 87-1214 (375 amino acids)
Biological process (GO): negative regulation of endopeptidase activity
Cellular component (GO): cytoplasm
Molecular function (GO): serine-type endopeptidase inhibitor activity
Source: RefSeq, a predicted model, not a curated record